Molecule: messenger RNA, 1135 nt
Organism: Lucilia sericata (common green bottle fly)
Lineage: Eukaryota; Metazoa; Arthropoda; Insecta; Diptera; Calliphoridae
Gene: Jhbp10
Product: protein takeout
Exons: 4
Coding region: 257-1003 (248 amino acids)
Source: RefSeq, a predicted model, not a curated record
UUAAGUUUUCAUAACUAGCUGAGUGGCUCUCAGCUUAGAUCGUUUCGUUUAAGUGCGAUCACUUUUUUCAUUCAUUCAUCAAAUCAAAUUUUCAUUCUUUAGUGUCAGUGUCUCGAAAGAAGCAAGAAAAAAAUUAAUUAAAAUAAAAUUAUUAAUAAGUAACUAAAUUUAGUACAAUAAUUAACUAGUUCCCUUUGUGUUUCGUUGGUUUUUGAAAAAAAAUCAUUAAAAGUCAUUGUCAUUUUCAUUCAACAUAAUGUGCGUUAAAAUAAAUGUUUUAAUUUUUGUCAUACUCGUGUCAUCGUUACAAAUUUGUCUGGGAAAACUGCCCUCCUCCAUUGUACCCUGUCAUCGUGAUGAUCCUGAUUUAGAAAAUUGUAUCAUUAAAGCUGUGGACGAUAUAAGACCUCUAUUGGCUCAUGGAGAUUUAGGUGAUGGUUAUCAAUCGCCACCUUUGGAACCUCUCUAUCUAGACAAUAUAGAAUUGGGAAGAGGUGGUCAAUUUCAUGCGGUUUUUAGCGAUAUGGUGGUGAGGGGUGGCAGUAACUUUAUUAUAAAUAAAUUAGCAGCUAAUGCUUCAAAUCUGGCAUUUGAUGUGACUUUGACUUUGCCCCGAAUUGAUUUUACCGCCAAAUAUCUAAUGAAACUUAAUAUUUUAUUAUUGGAUUUGCAGGGGCGUGGUAAUGUUAAGGGUUAUGCGGAAAACGCUAAGGCUUUAGUUAAAAUACGCGGAAUACGUGUACCCCAAGAUGGCGUAGAAUAUGUCCGUUUCACUAAAUUGCCUUUGAAAAUCAAUAUUGAUGUUUUCAAAAUGCAUUUAGAUAAUUUAUUCAAUGGUGAUCGUGUUUUAGGUGAAGUGGGCAAUACAAUUAUUAAUGAUAAUCGAGAUUUGUAUUUGAAUGAAAUUAUACCCGGCCUGGAGAAGGGAUUGUCGAAAAAGUUCCUGGACAUUGCUAAUAUGUUAAUGGAAAAUACCACAUAUGAUGAAAUGUUUCCCAUGUAAAAUGGGAAUGUAAAUUAUUUUAUAUUUUUUUUUUGUAAUAAGUAUAUGAGCACGAGUGUAAUUGUUUAAGAGUAUUUUUAAGAGGGUUUUAUUUUUAAUAAGAUUUUUUAAUGGGUUAUAUCUUUUUUUAAU